AUGAGCAGUCCUGAAAGGCCGCCUCCAUUGCAUGCCUCGACCUUUCAUACCGUAAAUCAAGAUUUGUGGGGGGGCUCCAGGGUGUACGUGUUUGGUAUUGCCACAGAUAUAUCAUUCGCACCUGAUCGGUAUCUGAGAGAUCACUCUCUUCCUCCUUAG
Messenger RNA from Plasmopara halstedii, 159 nucleotides. RefSeq lists its product as uncharacterized. Lineage: Eukaryota; Oomycota; Peronosporomycetes; Peronosporales; Peronosporaceae. Bases 1 to 159 code for a protein of 52 amino acids. The transcript has 2 exons. The record is from RefSeq and is a predicted model, not a curated record.